Molecule: messenger RNA, 243 nt
Organism: Prunus armeniaca (apricot)
Lineage: Eukaryota; Viridiplantae; Streptophyta; Magnoliopsida; Rosales; Rosaceae
Source: the annotation of a GenBank genome assembly
AUGGCAAAAUUGAAACAUCCCAUCAGCUGCAAGGCCCUUACUAAGCCACCAAAGGAUCAGAAGCCACCACCUUUCACAGGAGGGUUUGUUCCGAGCAAACCAACACAGAACAAGGUUUAUUCCUUUGAUCUAACCAAGGUGGAUGCUUUAAUGUUGCUGCAAAAGGCAAUAGAGACACCCCACAGGAUGCCCAAGCCAGAAGAGCUUAAGGGCAGGCAGUAUUGCAGGUGGCACAACUCUUAG